Molecule: messenger RNA, 1576 nt
Organism: Aplosporella prunicola CBS 121167
Lineage: Eukaryota; Fungi; Ascomycota; Dothideomycetes; Botryosphaeriales; Aplosporellaceae
Exons: 1
Coding region: 293-1576 (427 amino acids)
Source: RefSeq, a predicted model, not a curated record
CCGGGUAAUAGGGUUGCGUUCGAGUUUUGCCCACCGUCAUCUAUGGUAGCGAGGCCGCUCUGCCGUCCACAAGGAAAAGGCGACGGCGCUAGGUAUAAAAGGCCACUGAAGACUGAAGAGAGGCAGCUCUGCUCGUCAAAUCUUCCCGACCGAUCCUCCACUAUCUUGACAACUGCGUCCAGAAUCUUUGCUUUUCAAGCCGGUCCGUGACAGGGUCACUUGCGAAAGUGCCCUCGAGAACUCUCGCUCUUUUGAGCUCUCACUCCUUUGAACCCUCACUCCUUUGAACUGUAUGGUAAGAUCCGCUCCGAGCCAGCUAGUCUCUGCUCAUGUUUUAAAGACAAACAUGUAUUACGGCUACUCCUACCCCGUGGAUGUGGGGGAGGUCCCAUCCUCCAUAAGCGAUCUCGGUGACGCUUCCCACUUAAGGGAGUACCUGGAGAGACAUGCCGGAUCCUCAGUUUUGUCCUCCACGAUGAGUGAUUCCGGCGAUGCUUCCCACUUGGGCUACUUCUGGGAGUCUUUGAGGAGAAUAAUCGGCGUAUCCCCAAUCCAAUCCUCCACGGGCAGUGGUCCCGAUCUCCAAGGACCUGUACCCACAGCGGAGUCUUCGGAUGUUUCCAACUCGGAAUCGUCCUUGGAAGGGGCCGCAUCCGAAUCCAACCCGGAAAGUGACUCCGGCUCCAGUAUUCCGCAACCACUUAAAAGUGAGGUUGAGGCUGAGAAGGAGGAGAAGCAGGAAGAUGAUAAGCAGGAAGAUGAUAAGCAGGAAGAAGAUACGCAGGGGCCUUUGUCGCAGGAAAACAGUGAGCAGGAGGUAGAGGUUGAGGAGGACACCUCAGAAACCCCACAGUCAGAAAUACUCUACUCUCAUACUUAUCACAACUUCUGCGGGAUAGUAGAAAUCCUGCCAGCGGACCAGGCCUACGCGGCUGCAAUGGCCGAGUACACACCCGCGGCCUGGUCGCGCAUGCCGUUCUGGAUAAGCCGCUGCAAAUCCACCGUGGGUGUAGCCUGGAAGGACGCCUGCCCGGCAGACAACAGGAACGUGAACAAUGGCCCGGCCCUUACAUGGCAUUCCACCACUACCCACGUCCAGCAAAAAGUGGAGGAAUCUUCUCUUGUCAUGCUCAAGGCCGUGGAGAUUGCGGCAAGACUCGUCCGGGUGCAGUGUCUUGCGCGGUUUGCUGAGGGAACCAUCCUCAGACCUGAUAUGGCCCCGAUCCCUGACCUUGGCUACGGCACGGCCUGGCGCCCUAAGACUUGCGUCAUCUACACUGAUUGCAAGGAGACUGUGCUCGGCAUGAAAGAAUUCAGCUGGGGUAACAUUCAACAUUCUAGGCAUGGCAACCAUAUCUGCAAGAUUCGUGGGUUAAUAGACAAGAUAAAGAGCCUGGGUGUGAAUGUUAAGAUAUGCUGGGUUGACCCCGCAUGGUCCGUCGAGGGGCUGAAAAACGCAGCCAACGUGGCCAAGCGCCUUGCGGAGGAUAACACCCGUGCUCCUCCUCCUCUUGACGAGGAUGUCCUGGAACCGAGGUAUACUAUAAUGAAUGUCCGUCAGUUUAAAGGUCAAUAA